Lindgomyces ingoldianus is the source of this 1241-nucleotide messenger RNA. RefSeq lists its product as uncharacterized. NCBI's taxonomy places the organism in Eukaryota, Fungi, Ascomycota, Dothideomycetes, Pleosporales, Lindgomycetaceae. The record is from RefSeq and is a predicted model, not a curated record. The transcript has a single exon. The annotation marks the transcript as partial.
UUCUGUUACUGCUAUACACAACAACCAUGAAGUCGAGAAGAGAUAUUACCGCUUUCGGUGUUGGAUCGAUGGCUUUCCUAGCUCUCCUGCUAGCAAAAGAGGUUGGGGCGAAUGGGUUUAAUCGAGACGAAUGCGUGCGCUAUGUCCGAGACUCACUGAGCCAAGGCAUUCUUGCAAAGAAUGCUACCUGCUUUUUCCGUGACAACAGUGGCAUGCCAAUGUCAGACCCCGACUACCCGACCGUCACUCUUGCUGGAUGCAACCAACUCUGUGGUUCGUCACGCGGGUGGUAUAAAGAUAUUGGACCGCGACUCAGCACUUGGCUUAUUCCAGUCGUCCUCCUUUUAAGCAACAUGGAGGUAUCCCCUCUGGACAAGCGCAGAUACUUGAUGCUGGCACAUCUUGUCGGAGAUCCAAUCGACUCGCUUUGGUCCCUUCUACUGAAAUUAGAAGCGUGGUCUCGGUGCCAUAAUCUUGCGAAAGCAUUUCUUCGAGUAAACGAUCGACGCCUUGUGCGGAAUCUAGCAACAGUCCUAGGAGGGAUCGAGGAGCUGGUUGGAUUUCAUACCAAUCCGCUCUCUGUAUACCGCCACCUUGUCGCUCACUCAACUCUCGACGAUGAAGAACUCAGCCUUCUCAUUGGCAAAACCGCCCAACGGCUUUCUGACAGUAGAACGGACGAGCGACUACGCACUCUCUUUACUACCGCACUAUACUUUUACCAGCUCGUUUCUGCAUUCAUAGCUACUGUAGGAGGAGGAAAUACUUCUCCUCCUGGCGGACGGAUAGGGACUGCGAUGUUCAUGACUUGGGUCGUUCCGUCCAUAUUGUUAAGCAACGCAAUCGGCACUUUUACGUCAUCACGCACUUGCUUCACCAUCCUGGAACGCUUCUACCAAGAUUCAACUGGUCAAUUCGAUCUAUGGGCAGAGCUGCAGCGUACCUGCCCUCAACUUAGACAAUAUCCAACUAUCGACGACUAUUUUGAUUCUUUGACCUGGUCUGGUGCCAUUUACACAUAUCGCCCAAACAAAAGACUUCCUUUUGCCACCGGAGCUAAGGACCGCAGUCCAGUUACGCUGCUGAUGUUGGCAACAUCACCAAUUAUUGUAGCUUCGGUUAUUUCAUCUGCCAUAAUCUACCACACUCCACCGAUUGCAUUCAGCUGUCGCAACGUACUCAUCAUCUCCCUCGCUGCAUUCCAGCUCCUCAGCCCUCUGUUUACUUGGCUUACUUCCCGA